ACGUUAACCAAAAGACCAGUGCACAAAAGAGAGUUGCUAGGCGAAGAUCAUUGGCCACUUCCGAGUCAGGGGCGAAACACGAGCAAACAGUAAUACAAAACUCUAAUUUCAAGUGUUGCUUCUGUGCCCUUUACCUUCACGUAGAUAUGCCACCCAAAACGAAAUCUGCCAAGGUCACGACCGCCAAAACUUCUGCCUCACGAGAUCUGGUAUCUCUGGGUCCGAGGCAUCUCACAGAGAGGCGCGGAAAACGCGGCGAAGAUGGUCUUGCCAAGGAGAGACCUACCACUACUCGAGCCCUAGUUCUGCGGAACGGGAAAAAUGGCGCGAGAGGAACCGGGGAAGUGAUGGUCACAUCGAGGUUGACUGGAAGGGAGAAGCUGGAUUUACUCGCUGAGGACCUCAUAAAAAGAUCCAAACAAGCAGUGAUGACCCCGUUCAGAUUAGAGACAUGCCUCAAGAUCGCAGAGUCCCAGUUCAGUAGCUAUUUGGAUGAUAUCACCAAUCUCAAGGAUCCCGACCUGUUCCACUCACUUAUUGAAGCAGAACUGAAGGCUCGUACCCUUACGAAAAAGAAACCAGAGGAAGCGAUGAGGGAUCCGGCGUUCAUUGCUUCGACUAUUGCUAUCAGAAUACACAAUGCUUACUUGCUUGCUUCUGCCUGGAAAAUUGUCGCGGAUAAUUUAUUUGACUUACAACUCGCUGGUGUCACGGAUGACACGAUUGUCUACAAACUACACGACGAAGAAUUUCGAUCGCAAUAUUUGGUCUUGUACGACAUGGUCAAUAUCAUUGUUAAGCUUUGCCAGGACAAGUUCUCAGUGCUCGCAGCUACUUCGCCUCAUUAUGCCCGUUACUUCAAGGAGAAGGAUGGCACUACUGAGACUGAGUUUGAUCGAUCCGGGUUGAGAGAUGCUUGUCGUUCAUUCCUCGACUCUAUCAUAAUUGAGUUGUGCUUUCGAGAAGCACCGUAUCCGAAGGCAAUUCUGUACCAGAUUCUACACGAUGCCGUUGAAGAAGCCCCCAAAGAGGCCAAACGAUUCCCUCAGUCCAUGUGGGACUCCGCGGGGGACCUUUCAGAAAUAGUGCGACUCCAAGAUAUGCUCGAAGCGCCUUUGCUUGGCCCGAAUGAGGACACUUGGAGGAGCACAAACCGCAAGGCACCCAAGGCAUACAUGCAAUGGGCAAACGCUGAAAUCAUGUCUGACAAGGCUUCGGAUAAGUGGGAAACGUUGGAGCCUCUUGUCCACCCUCUUGCUAAGCUACAGAACCCCACUGCACUAAGGAAUGUGUGGAAGCAAAUUCAACAGAAUUAUAUGUUGGUGUGCAACAAAGAUCCUGACGGUAUUUGGGGAUUAACCGAUGCACUCUCAAAGUCCACCCCGUCGUGGCACUCGUACCAUCACCUAUCCAAUAUCGCGGAGGAAUCAGAUGAGGAAUCAGACAGGAUGCCUAAGCUGGCCGGCUCAAGGAAGAAAAUGUUAGCCAUUACGGACGGUGCAGAAAGUGAUGAUUCCAUGCCUCCGCUUCAGGACGUUUCUGAGUCUGAUGAGUCCGACUCGGAUUGGAGUGAGACGGAUGAGGAUGACGACGAGGACGAGGAUGACGAGAGUGAUUAUGACACUGACGAAGAGGAUGAAAUGCGGGAGAUGCUUCGGGAGGCGAUGGACACCGCUGUUGAGGCAGAAUUCUUCACUGAUGGGCUCGAGUCAGAAAAUCCGUUCAACCAGGAGGAUCGUAAGGGCAAUCCCUUCUUGAAGCUUCUUGGCUCUCUGCGUGGUCGCAUGUUCAAUAACAGCCCGAAGCUUUCCUCCCGUAGCAAACCAGCGACCAAAACGGCACCCAAAGCCAAAGGAGCUUCUCACGUUCCCACUGCUGCUCCCACGAAGGCACCGAACCAUAAAACUACAGUGGAGGAAGUGGAGGACGAAGAUGAUAUCGUCCAAGGUGCUAGCAGCAAAAAGAAAAAGAAGAAGCCUAAGAAGAAAAAGAAGCCAGCUGCGACCGAACCCGUGUCUCCGGAGCUGCCAGCUGCACCUGCAGCUGCACCCGCACCCGCACCCGUUCCUAGCGCACCAUCGCCUCCAGCAGCCAAACAGAAGCCCCAACCACCUCCCGCCAAACCGAGGGCCAACCCGGUGGCGAGCUCGGUGCAUAUGUCGACCACUUCAAUACCACCCGUAGAACCAACGGUGGCUCAAUCUGGUCAUUCCUAUGCUCAAAAUCUGGACGUGAAAACCAAAGUCAAGUCCAGGUCUGACCAGCCUUCCUUGUUUGCUAAAGGCGUCUUAGGACGUCUAGGAGUUGGCAGAGACAAGUCGAAGGAGGAGCCCGAGUCGAAAGCGACAAGGCGCAACUGGUUUGCCUCGAUGCACCGAAAGACAAAGGACUAUCUGCACCAGAUACUGAAUACUUCCGAGGACGUGACUAAAGGCAGCGCCGGCAUGAAGUGGGAUACAUUCGUCAAGGUCAUGAAAGAUAUGGGCUUCACUUAUGUCCCUAGCACAGCGGGAUCUAGUGUUCGGUUUGAUCCUCCAGAUGCUCGUGACAGGUCCAUCAGCUUCCACAAACCGCAUCCAGAUUCCUUCAUUCAUCCGAAGAUGCUAAAGGAAUUCAGCAAGAAAUUAAAGAAAUACUAUGGCUGGGUCCCCGAAGACCUGAAUUGAUGCUGUGUCUUUUCUUGUUACUGACUCCCUUGCUUGAAUAAGACCAUGUACUCACUAACACGUUCGAUCCGUUGAGACGAACGCUGUAUUGUUUCUUUUGCCAUGGUUCCGCCCAAGUACGGUGUUAUAUAUAGAAAAUUAACGCGGGAUUGUAUGUACAUACAAUCUAUUAUAUUUUUAGUCAUCCCAUGUAGCUCUUAACCUUCCACAUUGU
This is a messenger RNA of Desarmillaria tabescens, 2880 nucleotides long. RefSeq lists its product as uncharacterized. The transcript is spliced from 12 exons. Gene Ontology annotation, molecular function: mRNA binding. Bases 147 to 2666 code for a protein of 839 amino acids. The record is from RefSeq and is a predicted model, not a curated record. Lineage: Eukaryota; Fungi; Basidiomycota; Agaricomycetes; Agaricales; Physalacriaceae.